This is a messenger RNA of Thrips palmi, 1394 nucleotides long. RefSeq lists its product as uncharacterized. The record is from RefSeq and is a predicted model, not a curated record. NCBI's taxonomy places the organism in Eukaryota, Metazoa, Arthropoda, Insecta, Thysanoptera, Thripidae. The transcript is spliced from 6 exons. The coding region runs from base 305 to 1219 and encodes 304 amino acids.
UUUGUCGGAAGUAUUGAGAGUUUAUAUUAUGUUCAUUCUAUCUGUUGACAUCCUUAUCCUGUUGUAAAGUUUGAAUAAAUUUGAUGUAAACAAGAUUACUCUGUUCUACUUCUCGGCGAAGGCCGCCAAAGUUGUUACCUUGUGUUGGCAAGUGUUGAUUGUAGCGGUUGCCGGGUGCCCCCGGGACGCUCGCAACAUGGCGGAGAGUAAUCACAUCUAAAAAGUAACAAAACUGGAAAAAAAAGAAACAGCCAAAUUGACAAGUGCAAUGCGUCCGCGUUAGCGCCCCAGCCCCUCCCUCAUCAUGACCACCAGCGGCUUCAUCACCACCUACCGCAAUGACUUCCUGUGGCCCUUCGUCCGAACUGCCCCCCUCAGGCCGGGAUGCCAGGGCGUCCGCUACACCACGGUGCCCUCCCCCGAGCAGGCCCUGGAGCGGGGGCUCUGCCUGGAGGAGUACGAGCGCCUGCUGGAGGCGCGGCGGCGCUGUCAGGCGGAGGCGGAGCAUGCCGUGGAGCUGCACGCCGGCCGAGCUGGCCCGCACACGCCGCCGCUCGCCUCGCUGGGCCACGCCGGCAACGCCCCCGCCCCCCACGGCUACUGCCUGCCGCCCGACCUGCAAGUAGCGCGCAACGACCGCGCGCAGGAGAACCUCAAGAUGCUGCAGGAGAAGCACCCCUACCUGUUCAACAUGAUCCGGUCCUGCCCGCCUGACGACCUGGUGGCCAGAGUGUUCAAGGACAGGUACCGCAGCAUCUACCAGGUGGACUACUGCAAGCAAGGCGAGUACCCCAACAGCGAGUACGACGCGCUGGUGGCCGGCUCGGGGCUGGCGGGCUCCGCUCCCGGGGCGCUGCCCUACUGCCCCUGCAGGUCGGCCAACAGCUCCUCCGACGGCGGCCGCAUGGGCGUCGUGUCCCUCGACCGCAACAGGCAGUUGCAAAUGUGCGAGAUGGCGGCGGAGGAGACGAAGAGCAGCGACGGCGACAUCGAGGUGUGCUUGUGCGGCCUGGUGCCCAAGCGGCCGCAGUUCGCGCGCAAGUGCGCCAUCUCCUGCAAGGCCAAGAGCCGCAGCCGGCCGCGCGAGGGCAUGAUGGGCGAGGGCGGCGACCUGAACCAGUACCGCACCGAGUACCGCGACAGCUACAGCAAGCUGGGGGGCAUCAUCCUGGCCGAGAACAUCCACUGCAACUCGCGGGCCCGGCGACCCGGGACGUGACCUCCAGCGACUCCCUUUCCCCCCACCCCACCCGUCUGGCCAAUAAAGAUGUGAUUACUCAGUGUCGUGACUGCAUUGUGAGUGGGGAUGUUCGGAAUGAGCUACACAUUUUUCCGGUUUCAUUCAGUUCGUGUAUUUUGCCGAAACUUGGGAUGAGGUCAUGAGUAGGGGUCUG